GUUGCUAAAGUGAUACAACAAUAAAUUAUUCAAAAUGAAUGUAAUGUAAACUCAUACUAAUGUAUAAUAAAAUGUAAUAUUUUUUAAUCGGUUUAACCUUGUGACAAAAAGGUAAUUAAUAAUUCCGCGCAUUUUAAAUCACAUACUCAUUCAUCAGUACUGCAAAACUAAUUGCGUGUGCCAUAAUUAAUUUUAAGUUUAAUUAUGAGAAACUGAGAAGAACUUGUUGUUAUUUAAACUGGUAAGUUGUUGCUUUUUAUAUUUACAUACUUUCACUCUAAAUAAUUAACUAUCAUAUAUCACAUAUUCUAAGCGUUUCCUGAUUCAAAAAAGUUUUGUGUUUCAACAUUUUACUUGUCUCCUUUAUCUUUUUUCCCCGUGAGUAAAAAAGAGAUAAACGAGAAAUGUAUGUAUUUGCUUGCGUCACAAUCCCCGGGCAACUACGAAUUUAUUUUAUGGCAUUGUAUUGAUUUCCUUUUACACGGAAAAUAAGAUUUAACAAUUAGUAAUAAAUGAUUUAGGUUUAGAUUAUUAAUUCUUGAAAAUUAACAAAAUAGUUAACCUGAGUUUGUUCUUGAAUUGGUUGAAAUUAAGAGAAAGGACGAAAAAGGUCGCAGUAUGGAUUAUAGUAAACAAAAAUGGAAAAUAUUGAUCUUUCAAAAAAUAAUGGACCAUGUUUGGACACUGUAAGAGUGCUUCAUCAAACUAUAAUUUCCUUGAGAAAGGCUUUAGAACAAAGUAAAAGUGAAAUAGUACAACUAAAGCAAAAAGCUUUUCCUGUUGAGUCUGUGCAAGAUUGUUUAAGUACUUUGACAAUUGAAAACCAUGUUUUAAAAACACACAUAUUGACUAAACAAGAAGUUUGUUGCCUUAGUGAGCAAGUUUUAAAAAAAGGUGUUAGAAAUGUUGCCACUGAAACUAAUUCUAAUAUUUCAAAAUUGGAGAAGGGCAUAUGUCACAACAACAGACCAUUGGAUCCAAUUAUAUGUGGUAAAACUAAUUUAAGCACUACAAUUUUCAAAACUGGUAAACCAGAAGAAAAUAAAUUAGAUUCUUUGACCUGUAAACCUCAGACAAGUGAGGCUUCUGGUUAUGAUACCAAUGAGAGGCUUGUUGGUGAUAGUUUUUUAAAACCUUCUCUUAAAAGAAAUUUAGGGCAAUCCCCUAAAAAGAAUGUUAUAAUAAAAAUACCGAGACUUGAAGUUACAGGAUCUGACUCAUCAGAAGAAGAACUUAGUGAAUUACAAACUUGCAGACAACAAAGUUCAGAUACAUCAACCAAACUUGAGAAAAAAGCUGAAAAACAUUCAGAAAUAGCAAACGAUUAUGUUGACAAGGAAACAGAACAUAAUGAAAAAUCUGUUGAGGAAAAUGUAAUUGAUAACAUUGAGUCAUACAAUGAAUUAAAAGAGAAAGUUCCAAAUUUACCUAAUGUUAUUUCAGAUAUUACGCAAUCUGAUAAUAUAGAAGCAGAUAAGCAACAAAACGCACUUCGCAACUCUAUUGAAACUGUUAAAAAAUUUGAGCAAUCUGCAGAUUUAGAAGAAGACAAUUGUAAAGAAAAAAUUACAGUUAUUGUGGAUAACAUUAGUCCCCAAAAAGUUUCUACUUCUUUAGAAGACUUGUUUGUUUCAAAGACUUCUGAUAAUUUAAAAAGUAAAAAUCUAGCAAUUUCUAAAAUUGUGAGUUUUUCAAAUAUAUCAGACAUAAAGAAGACUGUGAAGUUUCUUGAUAACUCAUUUGAGGUCUUCAUACUAGAAACUAAUGAAAACACAAUGACUGAAAAAACAGGUGCUAGUAAAAUUGCCGAAAUUCCAGAAGCCACACAUUCCUUGGAAAAAUCGGUUACCCAUCCUACAGAUAUCCAGACUUCUUCAAACGAAGAUAAAAUAAUUGAUAAAGUAACAGUAGAUGAAGUACAUCUGCCUUCUAUUGAAGAUCCUCAGUAUUCUCCAUCAGAGGAAACCUCUUCCGAGUCCAAAAGAAAAGAGAAAAUAAAUCCUUCAAAAGUAGAAGAGAUUCUAAAAGAUAACCAGACCUUAUUACGUCGCUCACAGGUCAAGUCUAUGCCAGAAAAUCUCCAGUCACAAUCGAAGACUAGUUUAUGUUUCUCUUCAUCAUUAGAUAAUCCUGAAUCUCAAUCUGAUGGGCUAGAACCAUCUACUAAAGAAACAUCCUUAGAGAACCAACUCCCUUCGUUUGAAAUUUCUGAAUCAGAACUUAAAGAAAUCGUUGAAGAUGAAUCAUUGAAUGUUUUCCAGGAUUCAGCAUCUACUCCAAGCACUGUAAAAGAACGAUCAGUAAUAAAAAAUGAUGGUGCAGAACUUUUUCAAAAAUUCGAAUCUGUUCAGAACAUGUCGUUAAAUAAUGAAUUAGACCAAAACGAGGAAGUGGAUGAUAUAGAACUUAUAUUUACCACAGACGACACAAAAGAUUCUGAUUUUAAGGAAGAAUUGGUACCGAUUGAGACUAGUGAUAAUAUGCAGCAUCUCCAAUGUCCUAACGCAGGUAAUGAUACCGAUAACAAUUUGUCGUUUGAAAUGUCUGAUAGAGAAUUAGAUGACGAAGUCUUCAAUGAAGUCGCAGACGGUUCCAAAUGUUCAGAAUGCAAUCCUCAAAUGUGCAAUUCAAAGUCUGAUACUUCGAUUAACCAGGAAGAGAGAAGUUUAAAAAGUUGUUAUUCUUGCCAGGACUCUAGCUUCGAAAAUAGAUCUUUUGACAAAGAGGAAAGUUUUGAUCAGUUUAAUGAAAAGGUGCAAAUCAUUGAGACUGAUAUAUCGAAAUGUGGAAUUGUUGAUGUAGACUUUUCUGUAACCAGGAGAAACACCUGCCCAAAUCCAUUACCAUAUAGGCCUAUAAUUCAUCGGGAGGCUGUAGGCAAGGGACUUAAUAUUCGCAAAGGGAGGCCCAUUUUGGGACAGUCCACUGCUGCAAGACGGGAUUCUGGAGCUCAGACGGAUAUAACAGCUCUUCCAAAUACAUUUUGGAGAUCUGAGAGCAGUCUAGCCCAUAAGAUUAAAGUAGGAGAAAAUUUUGCAACGCUCCCUUCCAAGUUGCCCUUACCAUGUUCUCGAAUUAGAUUAUCAGAGAAAACGGUAGAGGCUCGUAGGGUCCUUUUGUCGGAUAUUGGGUUUACCAGCAUGGUACCAGAAUUAUCUCGAUCUGCAGAUCAUUUAGGGCCCGAUACUUUACAAACACCUACUCCGGUCCAAUAUGGACAAUUUUUGAGGGCACCAGAUCUUUAUUCGCCAAGCAUGACAUCACAAAAAUUCAACUGGACAACAAUUGUAUCUCCUUUGGAAAUGAGCAGGUCAGGUUCACAUUCCCGUUACAACAGUAUUUAUCCUUUGUCUCCACCUGUUCCUUCGAGGAGGUGUUCCGCCCCGGUAUCACCUUCUCGUCGACCUUACUUAAAACAUACUUCGAAAGUCCGCUUUGCCAAUGGAUCUUUACCAGAAUUGAGGGUUGACUGGAACAGUACAGGGGACAGCGGAGACUCUACGGAUAGUUUGGUAGACGAAGCUGAAAGUUUCCUAAGACGUUCGAUCGAUUGUCUUACUAGCAGACGAGAUUAUCAUAGGGUCAAGGGUAGUAGACGAGCGUCAGCCCCUGAACCGUGUAGGGAUAGUAUACCGCUCGAUUGGCACCCCUUUUUACCCAGAACACCCCACGAUUUGAGGCAUGAGCACUGGGUGAAAGUUAUUGUGCCAGGGGAUGGAAAAGUUCGAGGGGGCAGAGUAAGAUACGUGGGACCUGUUGCUGGACAAACGGAUCAAUAUGUGGGGGUGCAAUUGAGUACUCCAGAUGGUCAUUCUGAUGGUGUUUUUCAUAAUAGGCGUUAUUUUAGCUGUGAGCCUCAUCAUGCCGUGUUUGUUCCUUUCAAGAAGGUGAUAAUGGGUUGGAAACCUUAAAUGUAUGUUUAAAAAACUCUUGCGAACUUAAAAUUUAGCAUAAGUCAACUAAUACCCACCAUAUGUAUCUUUAUAUCUUAACUAAUGGGUACUUACUCAAAAAACUUUAAUCGCAAUUGGCCUCUAUUUGAUUUCUAUCUAAUUUCAUGCUCCUGUGAUGUUUUAACAUAAAAUAAAAGAUAUGUUAAGUGUACCUUUCAAAAACUAUACCUACUCAAAAAUGUUAAAUGAUAAAUUCAAAAACUUUUAUUGACGAGUAAUAAAAUGAUACAGAUUUUUUAUCACAAUUGGUUUUUGAUACUAAUUAAGCUUACAGUUUUUGUGUUGUUUUUAAGUUUAAGAAGAAAGGAAAUGCUAGUAAUACAGGGUAAUUCUUUUUAAUAUCUUUUUAAACUGUUAAUUGAUGAAAAAAAUUAUAAAAUUUUUGUCAUUUUUGAUCUAAUUGCGAAAAGAACUCAUUGUCUAGCAAUAAAAAUGAAUCGCUUCUAUUUUUCCAUCUUCUUGGCCUAAAACUGAUGACUAUGUAUUGAAUUAUAUAAAGAACCUUUGUCGACCUAAAAUGAUGUUGCAUGUAAUAUCUCAUUAAUUGUUAAAAAAAGGAAAGUUCUACAGUUAAAAGGAACUAAGGGAAUGUUAAUAUUACUAUCGUUUUCUUCAGUAAAGUGCUGUUAUCAAAAUGACCAAAGAGAUGAAAGUGUGCUAUUUAAUAUUUAUUAAAUGUACAUACAUAAAUAUUUAUUGACAUACAAUAUAAUAGACAUAUACAGACAGCUCUAUACAUAUACAUAAAUAUAUAAGUGCGUUGAUUUUGUUGCUAAUAUCAUCUGUAAACGGUAAUAAAAACUACGUCAAUGUUAAUAAAGGCUUUUAUUAUAAUAGAUAAAGAUGCAACAUAUUAACUAUAAUAAUCGUUGUACUUAUAAUUAGGAAUAUAUAUAUUAUAGUUAAUUCUUAUUAAACAGACAGUUAUAACUAUAAUUAAAGCAUAUUUUGUUGUUUUUGGUAUCACAAAAAAUUAUUUAAUACGUAUUUUUUUUAUAAACAAGGAAAGAGAAGAAGAGAAAUUAUUAAACGAAAUACAGCAAAAAGGAAGUAAAAGUGAAUAAGAGCAUAAAAGAAAAGUACAAUACGUUAAUUUGUUAAUGUUCCUACAAGAGAAUAUACUUGGAAGAAAAUAAUUUGUUAGUAAGAAUGUGAAAGUAAAAUGUUAGUACUCAAAAGAAAAAAAACAAGUCUACAUUGAUCGUAAGCAUAAAGAAAGUAAAGAAAGAAAGAAAGAAAAAAGAAACUAAAUUAUAAAAGAAGAAAAAAGAAAAAGAGCAAGUUUGAAUGUUAAUUUAGUUUCUACAUGGACUACUAGAGAGCAGUUAAAAAACUGAGAAAGAUAUGUACACAUUAACAGGCUUAAAAAUAGAAAAGAGUGGAAAGAAAAAAGAACAUUUUAAAAGCCACUGAAGAAUUACUAAAGAAUGAAAGUAAAAGAUAGAAGUGGUAAAAACUUAGGAAAUUCAAAAUGGGUUAGUUGAAACUAAUAAAAAAAAAACUAUCAAAAAGGAAAAUAUCAUUAAUUAGUAUUUGUAUAGCAAUAAAUAGAAAACCAAAAGAAAUUAUUUAAGGAGGAACUAAAAAUUUAAUCUACAUUCUACAUAGUAGAAAAAUAAACAAUAAAAUCCUAAGAUAAGAAAAAAAUAUUUGCAGCAAAGCAUCUACAAAGUGAGGUCAACUGGGUACCUAUGCAUUUAUAGGAAGGAAAACAGAGUAGCUAUAAUUAUUUGCUGUUACAUAAGAAGUUAUUAGUAUAUUAAAGAAAAGUAAACAGUCAUAGUCAAGUUAGGACAUUUAAAAGAUUCGAUUAGAAAAAUUUGUAUAGGAUUAAAGAGAAAAUAAAUGUGAACUAGUAAAAAGAUUACAUAGAAAUGAGUAUAAAAGAAAAGAAAAGUACGAAAAUCAAAUAGAGAGCAUUAGAAAAGGCUUCAAUAAUGUAAGAAUGUAGAUAUAAUAAAUUGCGAUUAAUGAAGUGAACAUGAAAAAGAGUAGAAUAGGUGAAUUAAAAUAAAACUGAAAAAGCAAGAUUAUUAAUAAGUUAAAGCGUUUGAAUCAUUUAUUAUAUACCUGAGAACAUAAAUUAUGUGAUAUUCCUUUGGCUUAUUGUCAUGAAAAUUUAAAAUAAAAAUCAAAACGCUUUACUACUAAAAAUUAAUCUACCAAAAACUAGAUAACAAAAGUAAAGAAAACAAGAUUAUUUAGAAAGAAAAUAUUAGCAGUCUUUAUCACAUUAUUACUUUGUAGAAUAUAACUCCGUGAGAGCAUUAUUAUUGGUGCAGUAAAGAGAAGUUGUUUUUUGUUUUGAGACACCAUUAUCUCAAAAUUGUUGUAAUGUUGUGUGAGUAAUUAUUGUUUAAUGUUGUUUACG
Messenger RNA from Agrilus planipennis (emerald ash borer), 6324 nucleotides. Its product is annotated as centromere protein F. NCBI's taxonomy places the organism in Eukaryota, Metazoa, Arthropoda, Insecta, Coleoptera, Buprestidae. The record is from RefSeq and is a predicted model, not a curated record. The coding region runs from base 639 to 3911 and encodes 1090 amino acids. The transcript has 7 exons.